UCAUCAUCAUCAUCGUCUCCUUCCUCUCAUAGUCUCAUUUCGUCUCCAUCGCUCUUCUUAUCCUCCCCUCCGUCUCCCCCACAAAAUGCCGGCGAUCCUCCCCCUCCCCACCAAGAAGCCGAAGCCGAAGUCGAAGACGAAGCCGACGACGACGACGACGACGACGACGACGACGAAGAACCCCGGAAACGGAAACCCUAACAUUAGCAAACCCUCGCCGGCCCUCCGCGCCGCCCACUCCCGCACCCACUACCACAAGCCCGUGCCCCCCGGCGGCGCCGUCCUCGGCGAGGGGGAGCGCGCGGUGGUGGUGGGGGCCUCGGGGGUCUCCUACCGCCUCCCCGGGGCGCCCUUCGAGUUCCGCUUCAGCUACUCCGAGACGCCGCGCGCCGCGCCCCUCGCCAUCCGCGAGCCCGCGUUCCUCCCCUUCGCCCCCCCGUCCAUGCCGCGGCCGUGGACGGGGAAGGCCCCGCUGCUGUCCAAGAAGGAGAAGGAGCGGCGCCGGGGGAAGAUCCGGCUCUUCGAGCCCCUCGGAGGUGCGUCCGCGGAAGCGGAGGCGGAAGAGGGCGCCGUGGUGUUGGAGACGAGGGGGAGGAGGCCUCUGGAGCUGGGGAAUUACGCGGCGGGGGACGGGAGGAGCAGGGAGGAGGUGUUGGGGCCGCCGCUCACGAGGGCGGAGGUUAGGGCGCUCGUGCGCCCCCAUUUGUCCCACAAUCGCCAGGUUAAUCUUGGAAGGGAUGGGUUAACUCACAACAUGUUGGAGUUAGUACAUUGCCACUGGAGACGGCAGGAAGUUUGUAAAGUUAGAUGCAGAGGUGUACCCACUGUUGAUAUGAACAAUAUCUGCCGCCGCCUUGAGCAAUGGCAGGAGAAAACUGGGGGAAAGAUUAUACAUAGAAUAGGAGGCAUUGUAUAUCUAUUUCGGGGGAGAAACUACGACCCGCGUAAACGUCCUCGGUAUCCUAUAAUGCUAUGGAAGCCAGCUGCUCCCGUCUAUCCAAAGCUCAUUCAAGAAGCCCCGGAAGGGCUUACAAAAGCAGAAGCCGAUGAAAUGAGAGACAAAGGGCAAAGCUUGCUACCUAUCUGUAAAUUAGCAAAGAAUGGGAUAUACAUUAGCCUUGUGAAGGAUGUAAGGGAUGCAUUUGAGGGAAGCGAACUCGUAAAGAUUAAUUGCGAGGGGAUGCAUGCAAGCGAUUACAAGAAGUUAGGUGCAAAGCUGAAGGAACUGGUCCCUUGUGUUCUCUUGUCUUUUGACAAUGAGCAGAUAUUAAUGUGGAGAGGCAAAGAUUGGAAAUCAAAAUACUCGACGCCGAUGCCCUCUUUAUCAAAGCUUCAAUUAAGCGAAGGUGUUCUUCAGUCUGAUGUGAACAGUUCAGGUGAGUCAACUGGUCAUAGUGAUGAGACCACUGUGAGUAAAGUAUUGUGGAGUCCCAAAAUGUUUUCAUUGUGGAAGCGAGCAAUAGAUACACAGAAAGCAUUAAUGAUAGAUGGGAAUGAACUCAGUCCAGACUCUCUUCUUAAGAGGGUCGAGGAGUUCGAAGGUUUGUCACAGGCUGCAGAGCAUUCCUAUCCAGCUUUAAUACUAACCGGUGGGGAAGAGCCCAAUGCUAUGACUGCUGAAUCGAACGAUAAAGCGAAGAUGGGGAUUAGUCGUGACCCUAAGGAUCAUGACGAAGAGAUCGAUGGGACUGACAAUGGUGCCGACUAUGAAGGUUCUGAUUUCGAUUCACUUGAGACAGAUGUUGAAUCGUCAGUUCCUUUUGGUUCUUUACCUAUCGACUCCAUAGCAGAGAGGCUCAGCAGGGACUGUUAAAGCCCUGUUGCUUUUCCAAUCCGAGUGGGAUGGUGACAAUCUUGCCAUUCUGAAUGAAAAAUGAAGAGCAUUUGCGGAAUGUUUGAAAUCCAUCAAACUGACGGAUCCUUUCAGGUGCUCGCAUAUAAUUUUUCAAUGCUACCCACUGUUCCAGGAAAUUAAAAUAGGAUUGAUAUUUCAGCGAAAAGCAGGUUUAAGCGGCAUGGAAGAAGAUAAAUGUAUAUAGUAUCUCAUAACAGGUAAGCAAAUCUGGCAUUUUUGGAACCUUCAGAGCAAGGAUUAGGUGCCCGUGGGUACUGGUUGUGGCUACCAUACCAUACCGUGCUAACAAGAUAUUUGCACAAUAUGACUCCCGUACCGACGGCAUGAGUCAAAAUCCUUUUUUUCUUUGAAAUUAGCAAAUAUUUCCUCAAUGAAGUGGAGAAUAUUAGUGCCAAAGAAAAAAAAUUAUUUCAUGGCAUUGUUUGUAGGCACACGUAUAAUUUUUAUGAAUGACAUGUAGCACAGUACGCACCUUGCCAGGAAGUUUUCGGCACAAUCCUUUGCCAUGGCACUUAAAUUCUUGCUUAAGAUUAACGACUUCGUGUUAUCUCAUAUCUUUUAUCUUCUUUAUUCGUCUAA
This is a messenger RNA of Ananas comosus (pineapple), 2434 nucleotides long. RefSeq names its product CRS2-associated factor 2, chloroplastic. The coding region runs from base 86 to 1813 and encodes 575 amino acids. The transcript is spliced from 6 exons. Gene Ontology annotation, molecular function: RNA binding. NCBI's taxonomy places the organism in Eukaryota, Viridiplantae, Streptophyta, Magnoliopsida, Poales, Bromeliaceae. The record is from RefSeq and is a predicted model, not a curated record. Gene Ontology annotation, biological process: Group II intron splicing.